AUGGUUGGUUUUCGAUUAAGUGUCCUGUUGCUUUUUGUAAUUUUCGAUGUUUCGCUUUGCACUAGAAGGAUCCAGGAAGGUGAAGUAGUAACAUCACAAAAACCUUAUGUGGUAUACAUUGUAAAAGCACCGACGGCAUCGGUCAAGUAUGACUCCUGGCUCUGCGGAGGAGCUUUAGUCUCAAGCCUAUUCGUGGUCACGUCAGCCGCUUGCAUCAAAGAUGUGAAUUACUUGUAUGUAAUAGCAGGAUACGAUAAAUACGUAAUUGACGAUGAAAUUGAACUUGAUCCGUGUACUAAGGAGAAAAAAAAGAAAGUUAUAUACACGUGUUUUCCAUCUGACUACGAAAUACAUUACGAUAAAUUAGACAAAUGGGCCCUUAUAGACAUAGGCGUGGUGAAAGUGGAAUCCCCAUACGAUUUUGCAGACGAAUCAUAUAAAACAGUAUGUUCUUACAUACCGUCGGUGAUUCCCAUCAGCUAUGAAGCUAAGUACCAGGAACCAGGUACUGAUGCUAUAGUCAUGGGAUGGGGACAUUUGUUACUUUGGCGAAAGGAAAGUGACACAAAAAAUCUUAAUCAAAAACAGUUAAACUAUGCUCCUGUCGUAAUCUAUGAUAAGGAAAAGUGUAAGAAACAUUAUGAAGAUUAUCCAAAUAUGGGCGAUGUGAUCGACAAGUAUAUGAUAUGUUCGAUGGGGGGAGGUAACAUAAAUGACGAGGGGGAAGCUAUAAAAGUCAAUGAAGACAGGCACGAAGGAUGCCGUCCACCGGCGUCAGACCCCAAUGUUGAUAAGAGCUUAUCCUUGAAGUAUGUAGAGGCAGACUCAGAAUGUUCAGAUGGAGAGCUCAGUGAAGAAGACAGGCGCAGACGAAAUAAUUACUCUAAUGAUUCCCUUAGUCACGAUAUGGGCACAAUGAAAAAUAACAAAACUAUAUUGAAGAAUAUAUCUAGUAAUAACGGAAAGUCGGUGUCUAACAAAGCAAGUUUAUCCAACAUAAGUACAUCAUCCGCAAAUAAAACUCACAAACAAACACGACGUUCUGGCAUUUGUCAGAAUGAUCAUGGAGGACCCUUAGUGACCUGGGUAGGAUCCCAUGAGAUUUUGAUCGGUAUCGCUUCUGUGUUCAAAGUAUCGCAAGACUCAGAAUGCCAAGGCCCCUAUUUAUAUACAAGUACGCAGUGUAAUGGAGCCUUUCUAGAUUGUGUAUUAGAACGAGCAGAAUGGCCUCAAUCAUCAUCCAAAAACAGGAGUGCUGGAAGUCGACGGGCGCUGUGUAAGAAGGAUGUAAAUGAUCCGGGACAAAGUACGAUUGAAAGACACAUAUCAUGGUUGUAUCAUCCACAUGGAGCCGCAGAUAACGAAGUAGAAAAGAAAGGUGUAGGAAGUGAUGCAGUAACUGUGUCAAAACCUAAAAAAUACGGGAUAUCCGCACCAACUACUACGGCGUAUCCGUCAAAUAGAGGAAACCCGGAGAGUCUAAGAUACCAACAAAAUGGUGGAUACGCAUCAAAUAUGGCACAAAAUCCACCUAACGACGGAUAUGUUGCCGAUGGAGGAUAUCCGCCAAAUGGCGGAUACCCACCAAAUAGUGGAUACCCAACAAAUGAAGGAUAUCAAGCAAAUAAUGGAUACCCACCAAAUUAUAGAAACCCACAAAUUGGAGGAUACCAACCAAAUGAAGGAUACUCAGCAAAUCAGGGAUACAAUCCAAAUGGCGAAUAUCCACCUCCUGAAUACCUACCAAAUGAAGGUUACCCGCCUUCAAAUAUGGCCUAUCAACCUAACGGUGGAUAUCCCCCUAAUAUGGCACCACCUUCUAUGUCAGCAGCAAAUCAAAUGCAUGGCGAUAAUAUUAACAAUUUUCCACCAAAUAUCAGGAUGCCAGCUGAAGGCCAAACAUUUAAUAAUGGAUUACAAAACAGGUAUCAGCCAAAUAGUAGAAAUCCACAGAAUAGUAUGACAGCAGAAAACAGUAUGCCCGGUCACAGUGGUAUGAGUCCUUUAUUAAAGCGACCACAGAAGCCCUUAUAUAAAACCCAAAAUUGA
Messenger RNA from Helicoverpa zea (corn earworm), 2049 nucleotides. RefSeq lists its product as uncharacterized. The coding region runs from base 1 to 2049 and encodes 682 amino acids. Gene Ontology annotation, biological process: proteolysis. Gene Ontology annotation, molecular function: serine-type endopeptidase activity. The record is from RefSeq and is a predicted model, not a curated record. Lineage: Eukaryota; Metazoa; Arthropoda; Insecta; Lepidoptera; Noctuidae. The transcript has 9 exons.